AGCCCUUUCCGACCAACCAGGUGUUUUGUGUUUUAUAAUAACAAACCGAGACGAGAAAUUAAAAUAAUUUGUCAAUUUAACCAGAUAAAAUGGCAGUUCUACGUGGAUGGAGAUUUGUCGGCUUCGUGUCCUGUAUCGUCGGCGCCGUGGGCUUAACGCUGUAUCCUGUGAUUGUAGACCCGAUGCUAAACACCGAUAAAUACAAAUCCCUGCAGGAAUACAGCAAAAUUAAGAGAGACGAACUUCAACACAUAAAAAGGCAGUAAAAAUCCUGUUUAUAAGACUCCAAUUGUACCCUUAUGAACCCAGAUAUGUGUAUUUUCUGUUCACAUGAUAGGGCAGUACAAUGUACAUAUACUAAGAUCUGUUAAAAUAUAAAAAUAUUAAGAGCUUUAAAAUCA
Drosophila rhopaloa is the source of this 401-nucleotide messenger RNA. RefSeq lists its product as uncharacterized. The transcript has a single exon. Gene Ontology annotation, cellular component: mitochondrial inner membrane. The record is from RefSeq and is a predicted model, not a curated record. NCBI's taxonomy places the organism in Eukaryota, Metazoa, Arthropoda, Insecta, Diptera, Drosophilidae. The coding region runs from base 90 to 266 and encodes 58 amino acids. Gene Ontology annotation, biological process: mitochondrial respiratory chain complex IV assembly.